Penicillium angulare is the source of this 1218-nucleotide messenger RNA. RefSeq names its product initiator tRNA phosphoribosyl transferase family protein. Gene Ontology annotation, cellular component: cytoplasm. The record is from RefSeq and is a predicted model, not a curated record. The transcript has 4 exons. Bases 1 to 1218 code for a protein of 405 amino acids. NCBI's taxonomy places the organism in Eukaryota, Fungi, Ascomycota, Eurotiomycetes, Eurotiales, Aspergillaceae. Gene Ontology annotation, molecular function: tRNA adenosine(64)-2'-O-ribosylphosphate transferase activity. Gene Ontology annotation, biological process: charged-tRNA amino acid modification.
AUGGGGUCAUCCGGCACAUAUCCAACAUUGGAAGACUUGCACUUCCCAUCGGCACAAACAUCAAUCUCACAGACUCUCUCUUCGCUGCGUCAAUCUGCUCUAUCCGUCUCCAACCGGCUCCGCUCCAUCGAGACUGAUGGGGCUUUUGUGCAUGAGGUGGCGGAGCAUUACAGCCUUCCACUUGUCGCCAAUGAACGCUGUGGUAGCUGGUAUAUCUCUCCGGAUACUAAAGCAGGGAUGAUGCCCGACGCCUUAUCGAAAACGAUCCCCAUUUGGUGUGCAGUAAUGAACCGAGCCCUUUUCCCGAAAGAAACGACGUAUCAUCCUGUCGCCUUGCCACCAAACUACCUUGGCAAAUCUGAAGAAUCACAAAUCGAGAACCGCAUCGAUGGCUUCGUCCAAUCGUUCAAAGCCCUCAACCUCGAUUUAGAUCACCUGCGAGAACAACUUGAGAAGCCUAUUCGCGUAGCAUGGGCCAAUCAUGAUUACUUCUAUCCUACAGAUUUGCAAAAGGCAGAUACAUAUCAUCUGUUCGUUCUGUGCUCCGCUUCAAAGCGCGUUCAUGGCGCCGAGAUGUCUGAGGGUGGAUAUAUCCAGGGUGCUGGUGAUGAUAGUGAAGGGUGGGCGCAUGGUCUGACGCCCCCUGUGUUCUGGGCAAACCAGGCUGUUUUGAAAGGCACCGUUGAGGAAGAUCUGCCUGGCCUGAUUACACAGUUGAUCUCUGAGUUCAAGCAGCAGCAACCUAGUCAGGAAGCGACACUUAUAUCUCCGACUCGUAAUCUCUACAUCAGUUCCACGGAUCCCAGUGUGAACGGCAGUAACAAGUACGAUCUUGUUAUCGACUGUAAUGGCGACGCUAAUGCCGAUCUGGAGAAUCCGAAACGACUCAAUCUAGGCUGCGCAUCAGCUAAACUGGGUAGUCGAGAUCUACGCAAAUCACUAGAUAAAGUGCGAGCCUUUGUCAAUGCCCAACUUGGGUCUGAAUCGUCUCGGUCUUUGCUGGUGACCUGCGACACUGGCAAAGAUCUCUCUGCUGGCGCUUUGUUAGCGAUUAUUUGCCAAUUUUACAAUGAUGACGGAGAAUUUGAUGCAUCGCUGAACAAACAGUCUAUCAGCAAGCAAUUCAUCCGUCAGCGCCUUGCAUGGAUCGUGUCAUCUAACCAUAAUGUGAACCCGUCGAGGUCGACAUUACAAUCGGUCAAUGCCUUUUUGAUGUAG